GAGCACGUCAGACAGAGUUAAGGUGACUUCGUCUUGAAUCAACUUCGCAAUGAAUUCUACUUGUUUGUGGGUUUUAUUGCUGUUGUGUGGCUUGACUUCAGCCGAGGUUGGUGAGAAUGCUGUUGAAACACGUUCAUGCUUUCCUGAUAUGUGUGAUCUUCUGAGAGAGUUCGGAUCCAUGGCAGAAAAACUCAAAGUUAUGGAAACCAGGCUGCAGGACAGUGAAACCAGGCUGCAGGACAGUUAAACCGGGUUGAAGAUGAGUGAAACCAGGCUGCAGGACAGUUAAACCGGAUUGAAGAUGACUGAAACCGGGUUGAAGAUGAGUGAAACCAGGCUGCAGGACAGUGAAACCAGUCUAGAGAUCCGUGAAACCAGUCUGAAGAUGAGUAAAACCAGGCUGCAGGACAGUUAAACCGGGCUGAAGAUGACUGAAGCCAGGCUGCAGGACAGUUAAACCGGGCUGAAGAUGACUGAAGCCAGGCUGCAGGACAGUGAAACCAGGCUAAAUGACAGUGAACACCAGAUUCUUGAUCUGAAGAGCAAAGGUAAGAGAGAACCAAGGUGAUCUUCAGUGCAGCGAUAGGAAGAAAUGGAGCUGUUGGACCGUACAACACAGACACAACUUUAGUCAACAGAACAGUGAUCACAAACAUCGGCAACGCCUACAAUGCAGCCACAGGUAACAUUCUGUUCAAUAGAUUUUUGCUGUUGAAUAUGAAUUCAUGACACGGUUUACACCAAGUAUCAAUUAAAGCAAUACAGCACAACAACAACAACAACAUCACAGUGACAGUUUUGUAAGUACAAGUGUUUACAGUGUAGUUAUUUGUUUAACCAAAUUCUAUUAGUGCCGCAGAAAUUGAAAAUAAUAAAAUCUGAAAGGUUUUUUUAUGCUUGGAGUGUGUUUGUGAUUGUGUUCAUGAACCUGCCUUGUGUGUCGCAAGAAUCCAGAAAUGUUUACACACCAAUGCAGAGCUGGCUCUGAGGCGUCCUUGUAAUGAAGAUAAGAUACUAAAGGAACACGAAUCUGAAUGCUUCGUCUUACCUCUAUCGUAACAUACAAAACACUAUACAGUCAUGUAUUAGUUUUUAAUAUGUAUAUAAAUAAAGUUAAGUUACAUGUCUCUUUAAUAAAUAUUAAAAAUAUUAAGAUGCUUCUAUUUUGAAGCACAGACAUCAAACUAUCCUCCUCUUGCAGAGAGCAGCACAGUUAGCAAACUUUGUAACUUUACAGGCAAUUCAUGUAACACUUAUAUUAAACAUGGGCAUGUAUUACCACGAGGCAAGUAUAAACAUGUAAUUCAUUCGACAUGACUUUUAUUCAACUACUACUACUACUAAUAAUAGCUUUCAGUGUUUCUCCUAGGUUUACAAUGGACACUUUACAUACGGAAACUACUGUAUCUUUCUGUGACAUGGCCCUUCCUACGGCGCUGGUGGUUGAGUUGUUAGGUUUGUUAGUUGUAAAAUAUUAUAUUAGGACAUCAUUGCCAGAGACACAACAGGUGUUUAAAUACAUUUAAGAUGUCAUGCGACAGAGGUCCUGGUCACGUGAAUUUUGAAUGAACUUAGUAAUCAGGACAGUCAUAUAUUUAUAAGCCAGGUGGCCAAAGGAUACAGCCCUGAUUCUGUCAAAAACGAUAGGCAGACGUGAAUUUGAGCCAAAACAAAGAGAGAAGUGGAGGUCAAUGUACAGAGGGGUGAUGGAAAGUGCCACCAAUGGCAUAAAGAAAAACAUGUUUUCAAAACACACACACAGAGAUUUUCAUUUAAAAAGAAAACAUAGUAAGCCAACUGAUGGUGCCGACUCUAUGGAGACAUACAAACCAACUGAGCAGAAAACACUUACCUCCCUAUAUAAACUUCCAGCCAAGCUGAUUGUCAUCAGUCAUCAGCUGCGAGACAACAUCACAGGUGCAGUCAAUUGCUCCUGAUGAGAAGGGUAACCAGUGACAAAGAUCCUGGGCAAUCUAUCCGUAGUCCUACAAUUCUACAUUUUAGUUAUCAGACGCUGUCAUACAAAGUGACAUAAAUCAGAGCAGACAAACAGCUAUAAGUCCAAUCGGACACACAGGCGCUGACAGGAAGUGCACAGAACCAAAGCACAGCAUGGUCAGCUGCUCUUCAGAGUUCUAAUAAGCAUAAAAACCAUCCUAGAUAUAAUAAUCGUCAUCAUCCAACUGAUUCCUCUGAUUGUAUUCUCAUGCCCUUACUCCUUGUUGUUGUAUUACAAGUUAAGAUAAUACAUGUCAAAUGGAUGUUAGAAAUUAACACGUUCUCAUUAAACAACUAACAGUUAUUGUCUGCUUGCCUGAAUUGUACAAUAAACAUGUAUUUAUGCACCAAACCAAUAGUUUCAUAAUUCUCGGUCGUAUCUCUCAGGAAGAACCGAGUAUGUCUCCCUGGGUGAAAACAAUCCCGGACUCACCUUGUCACCUGUGGAGUCCCCCAAGGAUCAUUCCUCGGCACCACCCUGUUCAACCAUUACAUGCUACCCCUUGGCCAAGUCAUCAGCUGGCAUGGAAUUUCAUUCCAUUGCUAUGCUGAUGACACUCAGAUUUACUUAAAAACAAAUCAAACACCCUCUGCACCCCUGCCAUCAUCGACACCGUCCACCUGCCUGGAGGAGAUAGAGGCGUGGAUGAAGCAUAACUUCCUCAAAUUGGGACAGCUCCAAAACAGAAGCGAUUCUACUUUGCACCCCACACCAAAUCAGGUCAUUUCUCAUAACCAGCAUUACCUUUUCUGGCCAAGACAUCCCCCUUUUCUCCAACCAUCACCAAUCAUGGCAUCAAAAUGGACCCUCACCUGAACUUUGAAGGCCACGUUAAACAUCUGUGCAAAAGAUCAAUUUGGUCAAUUUGCUUUCACUGCCCUUGAAUCACAUGACUCUUCUCAUAUAGUGAAGGUGAGCUCCGUGAUGAACUUAGGAACAUUGUAUUGACAUUUCUCUGGGAUAUCAAAGGUUAUCUGAUUGCCAGUAAAUGGAGUUAAUAUUGUUUUCUUAUUGCAUAAUCAGCCUUGAUUCAAAGGGGGUGUUAGAAAUUGUCAGGUCACAAAUAAAUAUCAGUCCAGCAGCCAGGGGGAUCAAAUCAGUCAGGGGUAGAUAACGGAGAGACUCUUUUUCUUUUAACUAACUUGAAGAUUUUUAUCCGACAUGCUCUGGUUUCUUUUGCUGUUCUGUGGCUUGUCUUUGGCUGACGAGGGUGUGAACGAUCCUGAAACACAGUCAUGCUUUCCUGACAUGUGUAAUCUCCUGAAAGAGUUUGGUGCCAUGUCAGAAAAAAUCAAAUCUUUGGAAACCAGGCUGCAGGAAAGUGAAGCAGGGCUGAAGGCCAGUGUAAUCAGACUGCAGAACAGUGAAACCCAGAUUUCUGAUCUGAGUAGCAAAGUGACAACCAAGGUGAUUUUCAGUGCAGCGAUAGGAGGAAAUGGAGACGUUGGACCCUUCAACACAGACACAACUUUAAUCUACAGAACCGUGAUCACAAACAUCGGCAACGCCUACAAUGCAGCCACAGGUGUCUUUGCUGCACCUUAUGCUGGAGUUUAUUACUUCGCCAUCUUCCACCACGCUGGAAGAAAGUUCGGCACCGAGCUGUACCUCUACAAGAACAGUGAGCGCAUUGUGAAAACGCAGAAUCACAAAGCUGUCAGCGAGACGGCUCAUAACGGAGGAAACAUUGUGUUCCUGCAGCUGAAUCAAGGCGACCAAGUCUAUGUGCGUAUGAAUGCACACUCAUACGUGUGGGGCUCUUUAUACCACACAACCUUCAGUGGUUUUCUGGUCCACAUGUGAGAACAGAUAAGAAGCAGCUGUUUCUUUAGGAUGAAUGAAAUCAUCCGAAAAUAAAUCCUGUAGCUUUAAAGUUUGGUUAA
Messenger RNA from Labrus bergylta (ballan wrasse), 3882 nucleotides. NCBI's taxonomy places the organism in Eukaryota, Metazoa, Chordata, Actinopteri, Labriformes, Labridae. The record is from RefSeq and is a predicted model, not a curated record.